Molecule: messenger RNA, 693 nt
Organism: Chanos chanos (milkfish)
Lineage: Eukaryota; Metazoa; Chordata; Actinopteri; Gonorynchiformes; Chanidae
Gene: her13
Product: hairy-related 13
Exons: 4
Coding region: 7-693 (228 amino acids)
Biological process (GO): regulation of DNA-templated transcription
Molecular function (GO): DNA binding; protein dimerization activity
Source: RefSeq, a predicted model, not a curated record
CCUGCAAUGGCACCAGUGGCUCGUCCCUCUAAAAACGGUUUCGGCGCUGAGGAAGAUGACUACUAUGGCAUCAAAGGCGACAGAAAGACGAGGAAGCCGUUGGUGGAAAAGAAGAGACGAGCGCGCAUCAAUGAGAGUCUGCAAGAGCUCCGGGCUUUACUAGCAGAUACAGACUCUAAGAUGGAAAACGCAGAGGUUCUCGAGUUGACGGUUAAACGGGUGGAGAACAUCCUACGGAACCGUUCGCAUGAGGCCGACACCAUGAAUCGCGAGGCCAGCGAGAGAUUUGCGGCAGGCUAUAUCCAGUGUAUGCAUGAGGUGCACACGUUCGUGUCUACAUGCCCAGGUAUUGACGCAACCGUGGCCGCAGAGUUGCUUAAUCACCUGCUGGAAUGCAUGCCGUUAAACGAAGACCAUCUGCAGGACGUCAUUCUGGACCUAAUGUCGGAUGCCCCUACCUCCACCGGAGCAUGGCCGACCGGAGAGGCCCUUAGCCCGACUCUAGGCUCUCCAGGAGGCCGCAGCGUGUCCAGCUUGUCCUCAGCACUGUCCCCGACACCCUCCACUACAUCUAGUGAAGAUCUCUGCUCAGACCUGGAGGAGAUUGAGCACGACCCGGGCACUGGCCCCGUCGAACGAGGACAGAAUACAGCAACCAUCACCUAUUCAAAGUCCAUGUGGAGACCGUGGUAA